UGGCACAUCAUAUACAUGCAGAGGGGUCCAAAUGCCUCCAAACUCUGAUUUAAUGCAUUUUUAGUGUAAAUUAAAGUACCAGCGUAACAUUUUGAUUGAAUUUAACCAGUUUGUACAUUUGGGACAUCCAGUAACGUUACAUUCCAGAGGAGUUAACGUGUUACAGAUCUAUUUAGAUUUACAUGACAUUUAUAUUUAUUCUGAUUUUUCAAACUUUAAACAUCGUAUGGUCAGGUAUAAGUCGAGUCGCAUGUUUCCACACUGGAAGUUGUUGACCGCACUGUAUUUUGUAAUUGUAUUGUCAGUUAUUUAGUUAUUUGACUCAAAUCCUCAGUCUCACAUUUCUAAACUCUGUUCUCAAUAAGCUGAGCCUACGAAGUGUUACUUGUUUCAUAAAUGUAGUUUUGGAGACAUCCUCAACGCUGUUAUACUGUUUUCAUCGCUGAGCCGUGAAGCGCACGGUUGUGGUGACGUAGUGCACAAGAUUGCGGUGACGUUCUCACUGUUGUUGGCGCGGUAAACACUGGCGAAGUUCUAAGCAGCUUUGCAUAAAGCAGCUCAGUUAAUCUCGGCGAUUCGGCGAGGCCUUUGUCGCUAUGCGCUCGGAAACUGCAUGAAACGUCGUCGAAGCAAGGCCUAUAACUCGCCGCCUGAUCGAUGCGAAAGCGACUUGGAUUCGGGCUCGGUUGCUUCGACCAUCAUGUUAGUGAAUGCAACGCGCGGUUUCCUGUGGUCGGACAUGGAGACCAGAGCGCUGUUGAAUAUCUGGGGUGAGCACGACGUGCAGACGGCGCUGGACGGAAACUUUAGGAACAGCCACGUUUACCGAGACGUCGCGAACCGUUUGUGCGAACUGGGCUUCGAUAGGACACCAGACCAAUGCAGAAUACGGGUUAAGAGCUUAAAGAGGCAGUAUUACCAAGCGAAGGAGGGAUCCAGGAAAAAUGGGCAGUACCACAAGAUGUGCAAGUUCUACGACGAGAUGGAGAGGAUAUUGAGCAAUAGAUCCUUGGUAGAGAGGCAGGAUAUUGAUAGUGUUGCUGUUGGGGGAGAUGAAACGAUGGAUGAAGAUGCUGAGAGUACUGAACUCUUGCAGGAAGCUCACAUGGAUGGCAGUGGUGAAUGCUCCUUUAUGGAGCAUCCGGUCAAAACUGAGUACCCAUCCUGCCCCAUUCCGGUGACAGUGGGAGGCAUGAGUUCGUUUCCAAGCAAACAGAGCAGCCACGAAACCAACCCGCCCGCGACCUCGUCCAGCAGGCCACGGAGAAGCAAGAAGCGCUUCGCGAACAUGUCGCUAGAGAAGCUGAUGGAAAAGUUCUUGGAGCAGAGCAUGGAAGCCGAAGACAACUUCUACAGGCUUGAAGAGCAGCGUCUUCAGGCUGAGGAUAAGCGCAGGGAGGAGGAACAUUCCAGAGAGCUGCAGAUGCUACAGAUGUUGGGCCAGAUUUUCGCUGGCAUUAACACACCCUCUCCUGCAUCGCAGGCCACGCCUCAACCCUCUUGUAUCCCCCAGACUAACCCCAACGUACCCCUCACGCGUCCCCCUUUUGGGAAUCGUAACCAUCCGCCUGCCUUGACCGAGUUUGCCAGCCACAGCCAACCAGCUGGCCCAGGUCUGCUCAUGGAAGAGGGUGAAACUCAAUUCAUAGAGCGAUCUUUCUCUCUGGGAACGGCGGCAAUGGACAAUAUCAUUCCUCUUGUAAGAAACACAAUUCCCCCACUUACAUCCAAAAAACACAAGGGUCAGGACGGACGCAUUGGAAUCAUUGGAGGAUGUCAAGAGUACACAGGAGCACCUUACUUUGCAGCUAUUUCAGCUUUAAAAGCAGGAGCCGAUCUGUCUCAUGUGUUCUGCACCAAAGAUGCAGCUCCAGUCAUCAAGUCCUACAGUCCUGAACUCAUCGUCCAUCCAGUGCUAGACAGUCCCAAUGCUGUGGAGGAGAUCGAGAAAUGGCUGCCCAGGCUUCACAGUCUGGUUGUGGGACCAGGUCUGGGCAGGGAGGAUAUGCUUCUGAAGAAUGCUAAGGAGAUUAUUGAGAGGUCAAAACUCAGAGGAAUACCAAUCAUCAUUGAUGCUGAUGGGCUUUGGUUAGUGGCAAAAGAACCGUCAGUCAUUCAAGGGUAUCAGAGAGGCAUCCUCACACCUAACUUUAUGGAGUUUACUCGUCUAUAUGAGGCCAUGCAUCAUGAACCUCUGGACAGCACCGACCACAAGAGAAGUGCUCAGCAACUGAGCAUCGCCAUGGGCCACCUUACCUUGGUUUUGAAGGGGGAGGAGGACAUUAUUACUGACGGAAAGAAGAUGCUGACCUGUAGUCAAGAGGGCAGUGGGCGGCGUUGUGGAGGACAGGGAGAUCUGCUCUCCGGUUCCUUAGGAGUUUUCGCCCAUUGGGCAUUCAGCUCACCUCCAGAUGCAACUAAAGGCAUGAAUCCUUCGCUGGUAGCUGCAUUCGGUGCUACGUCUCUGACAAGGCAAUGUAAUCGCCAGGCCUUCCACAAACACAGCAGAUCUACCACCACCUCUGACAUGAUCCAGGAGAUAAGCAGCGCUUUCAAGAAGUUGUUUGAAAGCUAAACUACAUGUGUGUGCGUGUGUGUGUAUCCAUUUCUCUUUUCAUGGUCAUUAUAAAGACUAAAGGCCUGCAUCUCAAUGCUACUCAUAUUAAAUAAAAGUGAAGUACAUUGUUGAGCAUCUUUUUUCUUUUUCUUUUAAAGUGCCUCUUGUAGUUCUGCAAUACAGUUUCAACUACUACUCCACUUUCAUGUCUGUGAUGUUGGCCCUUUAUAAACGUCAUACACUGUUUUGUUUUUAUAAACAUCUAUGUCUUUA
Labeo rohita (rohu) is the source of this 2830-nucleotide messenger RNA. It is a transcript of the gene naxd, whose product is annotated as NAD(P)HX dehydratase. Gene Ontology annotation, biological process: metabolite repair. NCBI's taxonomy places the organism in Eukaryota, Metazoa, Chordata, Actinopteri, Cypriniformes, Cyprinidae. Gene Ontology annotation, molecular function: ATP-dependent NAD(P)H-hydrate dehydratase activity. The record is from RefSeq and is a predicted model, not a curated record.